Messenger RNA from Ostreococcus tauri, 1254 nucleotides. Its product is annotated as Like-Sm (LSM) domain. Gene Ontology annotation, cellular component: P-body. Bases 1 to 1254 code for a protein of 417 amino acids. The record is from RefSeq and is a predicted model, not a curated record. Gene Ontology annotation, biological process: P-body assembly; cytoplasmic stress granule assembly. The transcript has 2 exons. Lineage: Eukaryota; Viridiplantae; Chlorophyta; Mamiellophyceae; Mamiellales; Bathycoccaceae. Gene Ontology annotation, molecular function: mRNA binding.
AUGGACCGCUCAUUCAUAGGUUCAACCAUUUACCUCAUCUCGCACUCAGACAUUCGUUACGAGGGCGUCCUGGUGAACAUCGACCCGGUGGAGAGCACGCUGACGUUACAAAAUGUGCGAUCGUUCGGGACGGAGGGACGACGAACGAAUGGAGUGCAGAUUCCGCCAAGCGUGGAAGUGUACGAGUGCAUCACGUUUAAGGGGGAUGACAUCAAGGAUUUGGAGAUUCGCGAGGGCGGCGGCGGGGCGGCGAGAGCGGCGGCGGCGGCUCCGACUCCGGCUCCGGAGCAGCCGCAGUACGGGUACGCGCAGCCGCAGUACGGAUACGCGGGAUACCCGCCGCAGCAGUACGGAUACGCGGGGUAUCCGCCGCAGCAAUACGGUAUGCCGCAGCCAGGAUACGCGGGUUACCCUCCGCAGCAGUACGGUAUGCCGCCGCAGCAAUACGGCGCGCCCGCUUGGGGACAGCAAGCUCCCGAGCAGCCGGCAGCCCCGCCCGCGGUGCCGCCGGCUCAACCGCCGGCUCAACCGCCCGCUCCGGCCCAGCCGGCCGCGCCGGUCGCCACCGCCCCGCCGAAGAACCCUUGGGGUAACCCGAACGCAGCCAAACCGGCGCAGACUGAGGGCGUGAUCCUUCCGGCUGCUCGUAACCCUGCUCCCGCCGGCGCCGGCGUGGCUAAGACCGCCGCCACGGUUCCCGCCCCGAAAGCCCCCGCCCCGAAACCCAAGCCUACGUCCUUCGCCGCUGCCGCGCUGAACGCGCUGUCGCCGGAGGAGGCGGCCAAGCUCAAGGCAACGCCCAAGGUAAUGCAGCCGCAACAGAGUGGCGGUCGCGGUGUUCCGGCCCCAAGAGCCGGGGGACGGGGUGCGCCUGCUCCUCGCGGUGCGGCACCAGCUGUGCCCAAGGAGGCGUUCGAUUUCCAGAAGAUGUUGAAGAUGUUCAACAAGGAAAAGUUAGCCAACUCUGCCGAGGCGAAGAAGCUCACCAGCGCGGUGGCGGCCAACCCGGUGUACGUCAAGGAUGACUUCUUCGACACGAUGAGCAGCGAAGCCACCGAGAAGGCGCAGGGAGGAAACAGGGGUCGAUUCCACGAACAACGUCGCAUGGACGCCAUGACCUUUGGCUUCGAGGCGGUGAGCGCGAACCAAGCGGCGAACCGCACCGCAAAUGCGGCUACAGUCGCGGGACGAGGCGGCAGAGGCGGCAGAGGCGCUCCCACCGGCGGCCGCGGGGGUCGGGGCGGUCGUCGAUAG